UGUUUAGUGCAAGCAGGUGUUUAGUUCAGUGUUUUGUUUUUCCCUUCAAAAGAUUUUUGGUCAUGAUUCAUGGUCCGGUUUCUCCCAGGCCCCUGUGCUACAUGGUUUCUGUUAAAGCUCUCUGAAGUUGUGAAAGGUCACCAGUCCCUCUUCAGUUGCAUGUGCCUGCCGGAGCAUGCUUUAUGUCAGUGGGCCUGAACUUCGUCACUCAGCUGUUUUGGGUGGGGGAGUUAAAGGGGCACUGAUAUAAUGGCCUCGUUCUCUCUGCACACACAUCCAUUGUGUUAACCCGCUUGGAAACGCUCCACCAUGGAGUGGCUUUUGAUUGUCGUGGCAACCUGCUUGCUAGCCCUCUGCCCUGUCAACGGGAAUGAGUGGAGGUUAGAAUAUGAAGAAGGACUUAGUCACUCCAGUGAGGAGGCCCUAAGAAAGGAGUUUCCUGAGAAGACCAGACCAAUCAGUUUCAAAAAUCCACCUUUCAUAUGUCCUGAUAUGAGCCCCUCCUCUUCUGUGCCCUCCUCAGUUGAGCUGGUUAAGGCAGCGGAUAUUAAAGUGAUUGCUGCCCUUGGGGAUUCAUUGACAACAGCCAUUGGUGCAAAUGCAACCACAGUUCUUGGCAUACCUAUUGAAUUUCGCCAUGUGUCUUGGAGCAUUGGUGGCUAUGGGUCCUUUAAAGAUGUCAUUACACUCGCAAACAUCAUUAGACUUUUCAACCCCAAUUUAGUGGGACCUGCCCCAACCAAGACUGUCCAUGGAACCCCAGCUCCUCUCUGUGAGACUGGAUUUAACCUGGCUGUAACUGGACACAACACUUUUAAUCUUCCUGAUCAAGUCAGACAUUUGAUUGACACAUUGAAAACAUAUGAGGAUAUUGACUUUGAUGGGGACUGGAAGAUCUUGACCAUUCUAAUUGGGAUGAAUGACAUCUGUGAUUACUGCAAAGACAAGUCCCUCUUUUCAGUGGAGAACUUUGUCCAUUACAUGACUGUGUCCUUGGAAAUGCUGAUGAAUGAGGUUCCUCGAAUGAUAGUCAGUGUGGUUCAGAUACUGCCCAUGGAGACCCUGAGGGAGGUACAGAAGCCCACCCCAGGAUGCCUGCUUCAGAGGUCAUUCUGCUCCUGUCUGGUAAAGCCAGCUGCUGGAUCUGCUGAUCUAAAGGAACUGAUUGGAGUCAACUUAGAAUUUCAGAGAGCGCUGGAGCAGCUCUUGUACAGUGACCGUUUCUUUAAGAAUGACUUUGCUGUAGUUUUGCAGCCAUUCCUGAAACACGCAGACCCACCAAGACUUCCUAAUGGGAAGAUUGACAUGAGCUUCUUUACCCCUGACUGCUUCCAUUUCACUAUGAAAGGACACGAGGAGCUGGCCAAGGGAUUGUGGAACAACAUGUUCCAGCCUGAAGGAGAGAAGUUCAUGGUGCAUAGCUUUUCAAACUCUAUUGAGCUCAUUUGCCCCCCUGUGGUAAGACGUCUAUUAUCACUUAUUAAUGUAAUCUUUUUAUGGAAUUUUAUCUUGCAAUGUCCCUUUAAUUACAUGAUCUGUUGGAUUCACUUAAUUAUCCCAUUGUUACAUUCUCUCACGCUCAAACUGACAAAACCCAGGGUCAUCCGUACAUUUACACCAGACCCAACGCUGCAAAGUCAGGCUCACCACGUCCUGAGAAACCCCAGUCAGCUGGCACCAGACGAGUAUUUCUCCAUCUCAUGCCUGCAUUGGCUUUUCUUCCACUCUGGUUGGCUGUUAAUCUGGCCUCCUUGUAGGACGUCCAUAUGGAGUAUCAUGAUUCAUGGUACAUCAUGUCUAUCCUCCCUGAUGUUCUAUAAGGUCUGGAUAUCAUUGCUUUGGAGGGCUCUGAAUAACUGAGGUUCUGUUCAGAAACUUGAGCUACUGCAGGGUGAUCUGUAAAAAUGAUGGAGAGGGUGUGAAAGACAAAAAGUGAGUUAUCACUGAUGAACAGGAAAUUGCAGUUCACAAAUAUAUAAAAGAUGUGGUAAAAGUCAAUAUCAGAUUUAAUUGCUCUGUGGAAUGAUCUGUACAAUGGAAAUGGAAACGUUGAAACCUCAUAAUAGAAAAACAUAUGCUAACCCAAUGACCUUUUUUGAUGUACGGAACCAAAAUAGCACAACAGCAGGUGCAAAGCCACAUUUACCUCUGUGUAAUGCUGCCAUAAUCAAUUUAGCAAUGAAAGGUAAUUGUGUAAGCUAAUUCAAGCUGGUUUGAACAAAAAUGGCCAGGGGUUAUACUGCAAACUCAUUAAGCCUGUGAGGAUAAAGGAAUUGAAUGUUAGGUUAGAACAAUUGUUUUGCUUGUGAUAGUAUGGUGAAAAGUAAACUGUUUGAGAGCUUCCUAAUGCCCACAGUAAUAAGAUUAUUGCUUUGGAUGUUGCAACAUGAGAAGUGCUUUUAUUAUUCUCAAAUAAAGCUUUCAGA
Myxocyprinus asiaticus (Chinese sucker) is the source of this 2426-nucleotide messenger RNA. RefSeq names its product phospholipase B1, membrane-associated. The transcript is spliced from 15 exons. Gene Ontology annotation, cellular component: brush border membrane. Lineage: Eukaryota; Metazoa; Chordata; Actinopteri; Cypriniformes; Catostomidae. The coding region runs from base 310 to 1860 and encodes 516 amino acids. Gene Ontology annotation, molecular function: phosphatidylcholine lysophospholipase A1 activity; retinyl-palmitate esterase activity; A2-type glycerophospholipase activity. Gene Ontology annotation, biological process: phospholipid metabolic process. The record is from RefSeq and is a predicted model, not a curated record.